AUGAUAUUAUUCCCGAAAUAUAAUUAUCCCCUUGCAGCUCUUAAACCCCACGAUCACGACUGGCGAUUUGUCCAGGGUCGAGAAUCUUCCAAGACUUUACAAACUACAAUAAUACCAGAGACAAUUAAGUCUGUCAGCAUCCCAAACAUCGCGUGGAAAACCGCUACCGAUAUCCACUUUCCACCCAGCUUCGACGAGAAAAAGAAGUACCCCGCCGUCGUCUCUGCCCACCCUAUCGGCUCCUGUAAGGAGCAGACUUCGGGCAACAUAUAUAGAAAGGCAAUAGCGGAGGCAGGGUUCGUUGUUAUCACCUUCGACGCUUCUUUCCAAGGCGCUUCCGGUGGUGAGCCUCGCUUCAUCGAGAACCCUAAGUUCCGCGUCUCGGACUUUCGCUUUGUUGUCGACUAUAUCCAGACACUUCCUUAUGUCGAUGCCGAGCGUAUCGGUGUGCUCGGAAUCUGUGGUGGGGGUGGCUACGCUAUUAAUGCGGCUAUAACGGACUACCGUUUCAAGUGUUGUGUCGGUAUCACACCUGUGAACUUUGGCCGACUCUCUCGCGAAGCCUUCAGCGAAUUCGACCCUGUUAGCUCAUUAGAAAAGAUGGCUAAACAGCGAACUAUUAAGUCACAGGGUGGCCAGCGUCUUAUUAUCAAUUUACUACCUCCAUCAGUCGAUGAGGCUAAGAAGUCGACUACAGACAUCGACGUUAUCGAAGCGACUGAAUAUUACAAGACCGCCCGCGGCCAGGCGCCCAAUGGCUACACUAGCGCCGUCGUCGGUGACAAACCCGGUGGUUUCGGCGCCUACCGUAAUGCCCAGGAGAUCUAUAGACGGGCAGGCUCCCAGAAGAAGCGCAUUGUCGUGCUCCCGGGUAUUUCGCAUUAUAUGCUUUACGACAAACCCGACGCUGUCAAGCCCGCAUUAGACCAGGUCCUUCCCUUCCUUGAAGAGCAUCUUAGUAUUACUAGGUAG
Molecule: messenger RNA, 972 nt
Organism: Penicillium brasilianum
Lineage: Eukaryota; Fungi; Ascomycota; Eurotiomycetes; Eurotiales; Aspergillaceae
Source: the annotation of a GenBank genome assembly